AUGUCGCAGAGCGGCGUGCCGCACCAGUCGCGAACCCCUCCGCCCGCGAAGCAGCGACGGCGCUCGCCCAGCCGCGGCAGGAGUAGAGUUCGACGUGGUGGCGGCGAGGUGGUCGUGCAGCAGGUCAUGCGCGAGUCCAGCAGUGGCUCCGGCGCAAAUCUGCAGUUCCCGAUGCUGACGCGUGGCGGGUACACGCACUGGGCGAUGGUCAUGGAGGUAAACCUCCAGGCCGCAUCACUCUGGGACGCGAUCGAGGACGACACCGUCCCUCGCGUCGACGACAAGAAGACCUUGGCGGCGCUGCUCCGAUCGACGCCGGCCGACAUGCACUGCAUGUUGAUCGGGAAGGGAUCGGCCAAAGCGGCGUGGGAGGCGAUCCGGGUCCAGUACCAGGGACCUGAUCGUGUGCGCAACGGACGACUGCGGCGUCUCCGAACUGAGUUCGAGACCGUGGCAUUCACGGACGGCGAGAAGAUCCAGGAUUUCGCCAUCCGCAUCUCCAACCUCGCCGCUACACUGCGUUCACUGGGCGACGUUGUCAAUGAAGAAAAAAUAGUGAGAAAAUUCCUUUCAGUAGUUCAUUCGCGUUUUGCACAGAUCGCCUUCUUGAUGGAAACCCUCCUCGACCCUGCAUCGUUGACUGUCGAGGAGGUCACGGGCCAUCUGCGCGCGAUCGAGGAGCGCAUGGAUGGUGACCAGAGCAGCGGCUCCGCAGGCGGGCAGCUGCUCCUCACGGAGGAACAGUGGGAGGCACGCAAGCGCCAGCCCCGUGGCGGUGGUUUUGGCGUCAAGAACGACGACCGCGGCAAGAGGAGUGGCCAGCCGCCUCCUACCUCGACUCCGCCUGGCUCGGCUCAAGGCGUGGACAAGGACCAGUGCCGUUACUGCCGCAAGAAAGGUCACUGGGCCAAAGACUGCCGCAAGAAGAAGCGCGACGAGGCUGCCAAGGCAGGUGCAGCACCGCCGGUGGCGGCCGCAAACCUCGCCGAGGCAGAGGAGGACGGCGGUCCUGGCCUCAUGAUGGCGUCUGUCGAGGAAGUGCGCGAGGGCAUGGAUCACGUGGCCACCCCUGCAUCAACACUGGUGACCGCGUCGUGCAACUCUGCGGUGCACAACGGCGGCCAAGUAUUUCUGAACGAAGAGAAGGCCGUCAUAACGCCCUCCCUCGACGGCGAUCAGGGGCGGCAGUCGUGGUUCCUCGACACUGGAGCCACGAAUCACAUGACAGGCUCCCUGGAGUCGUUCGCGGAGCUGGACAGGUCAGUGUCUGGCACGGUGCGCUUUGCUGACGGAUCAAUGGUGAAGAUCUGCGGCCGUGGGACGGUGGUGUUCGCCGCCGAGACGGGUGAUCACAACGCUUUCACUCAGGUGUACUACAUACCUGCACUGAAGAACAGCGUGGUCAGCCUAGGACAGCUGGAUGAGAGCUGGUACGAUGUGCACAUCCGGCGUGGCGUGCUCACCAUCCGCGAUGAUCGCGGGCAGCUCCUCGUCAAGGUAUCACGCUCCACCAAUCGCCUGUACAAACUCGUCUUCACGCCUGUGCAUCCAGUGUGCCUUACUGCGGGGGCGCUCUCUGACGCCUGGCGCUGGCACGCAAGGCUCGGCCACCUGCACUUCGACGGCCUGGAGAAGAUGGCCAAGAAAGAGCUGGUGCGCGUGGGCUCCCGCACAUUGCUCACGCCGAGGAGCUGUGCGGGGCCUGUCUCGCAGGGAAACAGCGUCGCAUUCCAUUCCCGCAGAAGGCCAAGUACAGGGCGACGACACCACUGGAGCUUGUGCACGGUGACCUGUGCGGCCCCGUCUCUCCACCAACACCUGGGGGCGGCGUUACGUGCUCGUGCUGAUCGAUGA
Aegilops tauschii subsp. strangulata is the source of this 1854-nucleotide messenger RNA. Lineage: Eukaryota; Viridiplantae; Streptophyta; Magnoliopsida; Poales; Poaceae. The record is from RefSeq and is a predicted model, not a curated record.